AUGCGAAUAAUUUUAUAAAAAUGGUUGACGUGAAAUUUUAAUUAGCCUAGUUUUUGUAGAAAGAGUUUGUGGGAUAUAAGAAAUAAAAAUUACCACAAUAGAGACAUAAACUGUGAAAUUAAAUUGCCUCAGAAAUGCAAACUACAAAACAACAUUACGUGGCCGCAGACUCGAACAGCUCGUCAACAACAAAAACGUUUGUACCCUGCAAGGUCUGCGGCGAUAAGGCUUCAGGAUACCACUAUGGAGUUACAUCUUGUGAAGGCUGCAAGGGAUUUUUUAGGAGGAGCAUACAGAAACAAAUAGAAUAUCGCUGCUUACGAGACGGCAAAUGCUUAGUAAUACGACUGAAUAGGAAUAGAUGCCAAUACUGUAGAUUCAAGAAGUGCUUAGCUGUAGGAAUGUCUAGAGAUUCUGUACGAUAUGGUAGGGUGCCGAAACGGAGCCGAGAAAGGGGGAACAGCACAGACGAGUCCACACGAGUAACGACGAGCGAUGCUGACCAAUCAGACACCGAGACGAAACAAUUGGCAGUGUAUGACGUCAUACUCACCGUGUCGCAAGCCCAUCAUGCCAAUUGCAGUUACACGGAGGACAACACCCGAUCGUUGACUCGCAAGCCGGUGACUCCACCCUCUUUUAAUACAGCCCCCGAUUCGCCACCGGACGCCGCGUCCUCGACAGCGGAGGCGGCAGAAGCGGAAAGAAGGUGGUUGUGGCAACAGUUCGCUAGUCAGAUUACGCCCGCCGUACAGCGAGUAGUGGAGUUUGCGAAACGUGUACCAGGAUUCUGUGACUUGGGUCAAGACGAUCAGCUGAUCCUCAUUAAAAUCGGCUUCUUCGAAAUAUGGUUGACACAUUCCGCAAGAUUAACUACAGUUUCAUCGAUGAUGUUCGACGAUGGCACCACAUUCACCCGGCAACAAUUGGAAACUAUGUAUGACGGUGAUUUUGUUUCAUCGUUGAUCCACUUCGCAAGUACCUUCAAUGCCUUAUCUCUGAACGAUACGGAAGUAGGGCUAUUUUCGGCAGCAGUACUGCUGACAGCUGACAGGCCAGGCGUAUCGGAUGUUAAAGCCAUAGAAAGGUAUCAAGAUCGGAUAGUAGAAGCUUUGAAAGUACAGGUGGGCCGGAAUCACGCCAAUGAGCCGCAAAUCUUCUCCAACCUGCUGAUCAAGCUGCCUGAGCUGCGCAAUCUUGGCGCCAAGCACUCGGCCCAUCUGGAUUGGUUCCGCUCCAACUGGACGAAGCUCACUCUACCGCCGUUGUUUGCAGAGAUAUUCGACAUUCCCAAAACCGAGGAUGAUUUGCAGUGACAUCGAAACGUCAUCGUCAUCAGUGCAUUCUACUAGAUUUUCGAUAUCUUCGAAAAAACAAAUGUUAAGACUUUCUUCUUAUAAGAAAACGUUUAUGAUUUAUGAUGAUAUGAAACUGUAAGUUCGCACAUACAUUCAAAAAGAUCCAUUUGCAAAAAUAUGCUUAUCAGAGAUACCUAAUUAAACAGUUUUGUAUCUGCGUAGAUUCUCUGAUUGUGACAGUAGAACAACAGAAACAUGAAUCGAGUUUUGAAAAGAUUCAAAAUCAUUCAAUCUCCCAACAAUUUUGUUUGCUACGUUUUGGACCAACUAUUUUGAGAUGUGUAAUACCAAAGUUUAGGAGUUUUGGCAGUUAUUAAAACUUCGGAUCGGAGAAACGUAUCUAACGAAGUCUGUCGACGACAUGGGAGACUUUGAGUCUUUGUUUUAAAUCAGCAUGUUUUUGGGUGUUUCAUGGCAUGCAAUAAACUCAGUCUUAUUGAAUACACAUCAAAAACGUGUCCUUGUAAGAAACAAGUAACGGUAACAAAUAUUUUUUGGAAACGGGGAGCGAUUUGCCACGCAUCUUGCUGUUUCACGUUUGUAUGCCUCAACUUGCUCAAAACCGUGCUAAAAGGCUGAUAAUCGUAUCGUGUAAGGGUUAUGUGAAAGGUAGAACUGUGAACGUACUUAAUUCGUAACAAAUUGGAGUUUAUUAGAAGUAAGUAAAUAAAUAUUACUAUUAAAUAUAGCGAGAUCAAUCUAAGAUUGACAGGGUCUUCAAGCUUAAUCACUUUUCUAGUGACCUACUGCAAUACUGUUGUUUUCGGCUCGACGUAUUUUUUGACGUUUUUAAAUACAUAUCAUUGUGAACGAUGGUAGAUGUUCUCUAGAUAUAAUAAGUGUAGAAUAUCUUAGAAUCGUUUGUUUUGUCUUGUUUUUAUAUGGAUACGUUUCCACUUUUUAGUCCACAAUUAUCACCAAGCAAUAUAUGAUAAUUAAAAAACAAUGACACUAAUUCUAAAAAGUAUAACAAAAGAUGUCUUGCGACAUCGGUUGGGACCGAUAUUUCAUUCUAGAAUAUAUUUAUACACCACCAACAUAUUUUGCCAUUCUUGGUUGGGUUGGUUUUGAGUCUGAUGCAAUUGCCCUAAUUACAGGUUAUCUAACAAAAAACGUUGAAAAAAGCAAAGGUGUGUCUUCUGUGGGUUCUCAGACAUGUGGGGUUCCACAAGGUGCCUAUUUUAUCUUGCAUUACGUUAAGACCGAGAGGGUUAAAAAUGUUACGCCAUUGACGACACUAAUUGGAGGUUAUACGAGAAUCCCACAAAUAAUGUUUUGGGUAUUUAUAAAAUGGAAAUUCAUCUAUAAAGUUGUUUUCGAUACGAUUCUGAGUAUUCUGCAUAGAUUGUGUAAAUAUAAUAUUAUACUUGUUGUCUGUUUUCUUUCGGUUUUGGUGUGAAACGAUAUAGAUUUCAAUUUUUGAAUCUAAGUUCGCCUCAAUAGAUACGAUAUAACUUUCUGGGUUAUGAAAAUAAUUAUUGUGCUCGUGAUAGAACUAAAAAUUGGAUACCCAAAUACCCAAUGGUUUAUUUUACAGCUACCAAAAAAAAAAAAAUUUAAAGCCAGUUUAGUGAGUAUAUAAUAUAGAUGUUGAUUGUCAUGAUGAAAUAGAUAUAAAUAUCUGAAUCUCAAUAACCGUAAACGAUUUUUCUUGGAAUAUAUUUGAAGUCUCGGGUAUCAUAUAACUAUUUGUAACGCAGUCUUGGAAUUAGCAAGCAAAACUUCUAAGCUGUAGAUUAGUUUGCGCUCUUGAUAAUUAUAAUAUUGUAGACUGGUUAUUUGUUGACAUUUACAACAUUUUUCGGUGGUUUAAUGCUAUUAACAUUGCCAAAACUUGUAGAGUAGGAAGCACAUCCAAACAACAAAAAUAUCCAAAACCGUUUACGUUUUAGUUUUGUUUCUUGUUUGAUUAGCUAUUGCUUGUUAAUUUUGCGACGUAGUAUAAAAAUAUUGUCGAUAUACUUAGUAGUAAACUAUGCUUAAAUAAUAAGUGAAGUAACAAUCAUUGCGAUAUAGCACUAUCUAGAUUUAAUACCGGUAGAAUAAAAUCUCGUGUUUAUAUCUCUUAGAGUACAAAAAAUUAAUUCUUAUAGAAUUUCUGGUUUUUUAUAUGGUUAUAUUAUAGCAAUUUAUUUGUUUUAAGAGAAUUUAAUUCUCAUUAAUAAUUAUUUAUAUACGAUACUUUAUAUGCGGAGGAAUAGGAACACUGUCCAAUGUGCGGAACAUAUCUUUGGUAAUAGUGAGAUGUGAUGGGAUCUUGAAAUAUUAUUUUUACCUAUACUGAAUAUCAAUAAAUGAUAAAUACGAUUUAAUAAAAAUCCUCCAUGAACCAUUCAUACAAAAAAUAUUGUACGUGUUUUCACUCCCAGUAAAGCUACUUAUCAGACCGCAACUGGCAAUAAGUUUAUAAAUUCUAUUGACGCUUCGGCUCAAAAAAUAGAAAUAAAUAAAUGAAUCUUUAUGUUAAUUUCAGUAUGGGUUCCAAAUUUCAAGUCCCGAGAGUAUAAAACAAUUUAUGUAUGACUGAAGGAAUUUAUAACACUCUGUGGUUAGUGACAAAGCUCGGAUUUGUAUAUGUAUAUUUGCGAAAAAAGCUCAUUGAAAGAAGACGUAAAAAGGCGUUUAUAGUACCUAACUUUUAAUUUUACAUCAGCAUAUGUACAUAUAUAUAGGUUUGCAAUUCAUAAUCUUCAUUAUUUUGUCUGAAUAAAUUUACAAGUCUGUUCAAAAUUUCUCGGAAGUUACGUCAGAGUUCUCCGGAAUGAAAUUGCUCAUAACUAUUUGAAAAGUAUAAUAACAGUGAAAUAUUAAGGUAUUAAGGACGGAAGAAUUAUCGAUUUUAUAAAUUUGAAUUUGUGAAUCGCAUUCUCGUAACAUGAGCCUUUGAACAGCAGAAAAUGUGUUUAAUUAAGUGACUUCAUUAAAAGUUCACUGCCUGAUGAUAUUAUAUUCUUUAGCUUAGUCUUCUUAAGUUAUUUAUUUACAAUACACUUAUACUCAUCUACAUUCUUUUGAACUGCAGUGAAUAAUUUACAGAAAAUUUCAAAUUUCAGAAUAGCGUUAGCUUAACAUUUUUUUAGUCAUAUAAUCUCGAUCAAGUGUGAUAUUAAAAUAUUUCACGAAUUUUUUUCGUAAACCCGCCGUUUGCUUUCUUCAUUUCAGGUCACAAACCAUCCCAUGGAUGGUAUGACAUUGAGAUAUAUGUUGAAAAAAUCGUUGUUAUCUAUCUUGUUUAUAUUCUAUUAAAGUUUACAUGUAUAAGUGAUGUUUAUGCACUAAAUACUUUUAUUUGUAUAAUCUGCGGAAGAGAUGCUCACGUUAUAUCGUAAAUUUUCUAUUGCUACUCAUCUGUAUGUGAAUAUUUAGGACUUUAUUGUUCAUUUCAGUGAAAAAUGUAUACUAUAUACACGAAUAAAUUCCCUUUAUUUAGA
Molecule: messenger RNA, 4789 nt
Organism: Acanthoscelides obtectus
Lineage: Eukaryota; Metazoa; Arthropoda; Insecta; Coleoptera; Chrysomelidae
Source: the annotation of a GenBank genome assembly